UCUCAUAUAGGCCUAUAGUUGUCAAAAAUUGCUGAUCCCUAAUUGAAGAAACCAACAAAGCUGAAAACAUACCUCUAUUUAAAGGAUGUUGAUAACCAGUUUUGUUCAGAGCAUUUUAUUGCAACAUACAUGCUCAAACUUGCAAAGUUCUGGAAAACCGGAAGCCAGAAGAGAAAACUGCCUCAACUGUUCACACACACUUGUGGGGCGGACGCAGUAAAGUAUAUGAGAGAAGAAGUGGGUAUUGCAACACUUCACAAAUACAGUGUAUCCGUUACAGGCCACUCCUUUUUGUCUCAUAAACUCCUUCCUCACUUCGUCUCUAUCCUUUCACCAUCAUGGCAUUCACUGGGAAAUACGAGUCAGAGAAUCAAGAAAACUAUGAGGAGUUUCUAGAAGCCCUUGGUCUUCUCAGUGCCAAGACAGACCACAACGUGGUAACGGAGGUGCUUCAGGAUGGGCACGACUUCACCUGGACACAAAGCAUUCCCAACUGGGCCUGGUCCAAUAAGUUCACCAUCGGUCAGGAAUGUGAGCUGGUGACAAUGAAGGGUGACAAGUUCAAGGCUACUGUCCUUCUGGAGAGCGGAAAGAUUUCAGCUCAGUUUCCUCAGUACCAAUUCACAGCAGAGAUCAUCGAGGAUAAGCUGGUCAUGAGUUGCAUAACUUCAGGAGAGAAGGGCGUGGCUUUCAAAAGAAUUAGCAAGAGGAUGUAAUGCUGCGAGACUCAACAUGCUUCAAUAGAAAAGAGGCUCCCUCGGCGACAAAAAACAUAUCGUGAAAAUGCUUGAAUUACUGAAGCAGAAAGAAUAAAGUAACCAUCUGCAGCGAGGAACAAGUGGGACAUCUUUUGACUUCACUGAACUUUGUUUGGUUGUUCUCGUUUCAUAUAUUUAUGAAGAAAAUUGGUAAAUAUAUAUUGUAUUUCUACCAGGGUCCAUGGUUGAUCCAAUAAAACUGAAAUCAAAUCAAACACAUCUUUUUAUUGUAUUUCACUUGGUUUACACCAUCGAUGCUGUGGUAAUGAACUCUGACAUGCAGGAUGUGUUCUUGUGCACAUAGUAUACUGUAAAUAAAAACACAAGCUGAAUACCAUUUAAAGAUAGAUAAAUCAGGAUAUAUGUAUACGCCUAUCGUUGGCAUUAGUGUUAUUUGAAGUUUGAAUCCAUGGAAACAAACGAUAUUUAAAUGUGAUGCAGACACACCCAGCUAAUGUGUGCUGGUAAUACAUGUGUCAUCCUCCAGACAUUUGUUCUAAUUUACUAAUUAGAGUUACUAAAGUAUGGUUCAAGUACCAACAGGUUGAAACAGUGCUUGAACUUUAAAACACAAAAGUUUAAAAAUAAAUAAAAAACAGUAUUCCUGGUUUUAUAAAGAACUUCAACAUUCCUAUCAUUAUUCCUAUUUAUGUAUAUUCACCACCAGUAUGGUUUCCUUGUUUAAAAUGCACAUUUAUCUUUUGCUUGCAAAUGGAUCCUUUUUUUAAUUGAAGAAAUGAUCUGCUGGGGAUGUCAGUGCUGUGUCUGCAUUACUGCCCCAAACAAAUGAACCGCUGCAGUUUCAGGAGCGUCGGGCCUCCGCUCGGCUCAGGUGGUCGGAUAUAUUCGAAUAGAUAUAUUUGAUUAGUGUGAAACGUGCCUGAGGAGUUGUUUGGUUUCAGGGACACGAUAUCACAAACACCUGUGCACACUAAUACGAUGAAACAACUGAGACAGAGUUUAUUGAGACACAGGUGUUCAUUUAACUUUGUUUCUAUCUUUUUUGAGUUGUGGCACUGAAUUGCAAACAUUGUGGUGUAUUGUAAGGUUUUGAUUUCAAAUGAAACACAGCCAAUUCCAUACCCUCUCAAUCAUCACAUCUCCAAUUGUCUUCAGAGUCAUCGAUUGUAAUGAAGAAAUGUUAUAUAAUUUCAUUAAGAAUACUGUGCAUGUAUGUGAAAUGGCAGUUCAGCCUGAUAAUCAAACGUGACUGAUCAGCUGAGAAACCCACAAUCAAGUCAAUGUGAACAAAAUAUACCUAAAGUAAAAUGUUGAUUGAUGUUGCAUUAAUAUCAAUAUUGUUGCUCUGGUUUCAAUUGAAAAUGUAAAUGUUUGUUUUUUUAAAUACUAGCCAACUGUUUCUACUUCCCCUUUCUUUUACAAUUAAAGCUGUGGUCUGGACAA
Molecule: messenger RNA, 2162 nt
Organism: Gymnodraco acuticeps
Lineage: Eukaryota; Metazoa; Chordata; Actinopteri; Perciformes; Bathydraconidae
Product: gastrotropin-like
Exons: 4
Coding region: 339-716 (125 amino acids)
Biological process (GO): fatty acid transport
Cellular component (GO): cytosol; nucleus
Molecular function (GO): fatty acid binding
Source: RefSeq, a predicted model, not a curated record